Rhagoletis zephyria (snowberry fruit fly) is the source of this 1164-nucleotide messenger RNA. The record is from RefSeq and is a predicted model, not a curated record. Lineage: Eukaryota; Metazoa; Arthropoda; Insecta; Diptera; Tephritidae.
AUGUCUCACUCCCAGUACGAAAUACCCGCCGAGCUCAACAAUCUGCUGAUUGACUUCACCGUCAGCGUCCUUGUGAAUCGACCGUCAGAUCUGGUGGAGUACGCGGCGGCACACUUUAACCGGCUCCUCGAGGAGCGCCGCAAUUCAGUGGCCACCAAUCACAGUGCGCUUGGCAACCACUGCAACGACGAGGAAAAUGAUAAUGACUCAACUUCGAGCGAUAUAAAACCUCCAGCAAGAUUAUCGUUCACCAGACGCAAAUCAGUGUUUGCUGAACAUUACGACCCGGAAGAAGAUGAAGAAGAAGUGGAAAAGAUUGUUCACCCAAAGAGCGACGUGCAAAGACAACGUCUAAGUGAAGCAAUCAAGAACAUUCUUCUCUUUCGGUCUCUAGAACCGAGUGAAAUGGGCGAAGUUAUCGAUGCCAUGUUCGAGCGAAAAGUUGAGUCUGGGGAGAUGGUCAUCCGACAAGGCGAUGACGGUGACUUUUUCUACGUCAUAUCGGAUGGCACAUUUUCUAUAGUUGUUUCUAACGAUGAUGGCACUGAAAAAGAAGUUGGCAAGUACGUCGGUAGUGGAAGUUUCGGUGAGUUGGCACUGAUGUACAAUAUGCCCCGAGCGGCUACAGUGCGAGCCAUCACAAAAGGCUCCUUGUGGGCAAUGAACCGCAGUACAUUCAGACGAAUUGUUCUUAAGCGAGCGUUUAUGAAGCGUAAAGAGUACGAGUCAUUCAUCGAAAAGGUGGAAAUUUUCAAGCAACUCGAGUAUUAUGAGAAAAUGUCUCUCAGCGACGCAUUUCUGGCCCGUAAUUACAAGCAAGGCGAUAGGAUCAUUAAACAGGGCGACGAAGCUGAUGGCAUGUACUUUGUCCAGGAAGGAAUCGUGCGAAUAUUAAAGUUUGAUGAGGAAACUGGCAAAGAGCAGGAGCUGUCUCGAGUCGAGAAAGGCGGUUAUUUUGGCGAACUGGCGCUGAUCACUCACAAACCUAGGGCUGCUUCGGUGUACGCAAUAACUCCCGAUGUUAAAUUGGCAUUUCUCGAUGUGCACGCAUUUGAACGUCUGCUCGGUCCGUGCAUGGAUAUUAUGAAGCGCAACUUCAACCACUACGAGGAUCAACUAGUCAAGCUGUUUGGCUCCAAGUCUAAUGUAGCUGACCUGAGAUAA